Pterocles gutturalis (yellow-throated sandgrouse) is the source of this 1152-nucleotide messenger RNA. RefSeq names its product hydroxylysine kinase (gene HYKK). The transcript has 4 exons. The coding region runs from base 1 to 1152 and encodes 383 amino acids. Lineage: Eukaryota; Metazoa; Chordata; Aves; Pterocliformes; Pteroclidae. Gene Ontology annotation, molecular function: amino acid kinase activity. The record is from RefSeq and is a predicted model, not a curated record.
AUGUCUUCUGGAAAUGACUGUCAAUCCAAGACAUUCACCAAACCAGCACUUGGUGAAAAAGAAGCGAUUGAAUUGGUUGACAGAGUGUUUGGAUUAAAAGUGUCUUGGAUCAGGCCGCUCCCCAGCUAUGAGGAUCAGAAUUUCCACAUGCGCAUCUCAAGAAACAAAGGUGCGGGUGAAGGUGCUGAUGAGUAUGUCCUCAAAAUCACUAAUUCAGAAGACAGCCAGGAGCCUGACCUCAUUGAAGCGCAGACCCGAGCCAUGAUGUUUCUCAGCACUGAAGGCUUUCCUUCAGCUACUCCUUAUCUUACAAAAGAUGGUAACAUAAUGUCUCUGGAGUCAGGAGAUACUGGAGCUGGGAACAAAAAGUACAUGGUCAGGCUGCUGACUUACCUGCCGGGUACGCCCGUAGCAAAAAUUGCUACAAAUACUCACAUUUUCUUUGAGAUUGGUAAACUGGCUGCCAGUUUGGAUAAAGCUCUUUCAGAGAAAUUCCAUCAUCCAUCAGUAAAAAGUCUGCAUCGAGGUCAGUUCAUUUGGAACCUGGCGAAUGUUCCCCUUCUAGAUCAGUACGUUUAUGCCUUGGGCCAGAACAAAUAUCGAGAAGUUGUGGAGCAAGUUAUCGAGCUGUUUAAAGGGAAAGUAAUACCCAAGCUAAGCAGUUUUCGAGCCUGUCUCAAUCACGGAGAUAUUAAUGACCACAACAUUCUCGUAGAGCCCAGUUCUGCUUCCCUGGAGAAUCCUCAGUACCGGGUGUCUGGCAUCCUGGACUUUAGUGACAUGAGUUAUGGGUAUUUUGUGUUUGAAGUUGCCAUAGCUAUUAUGUACAUGAUGAUUGAGAGUCCUGAUCCCCUGCGUGUUGGGGGGCACGUUCUGGCAGGGUUUGAGAGCGUCCUGCCCCUCACUGAGGAGGAGAGAGGUGCCCUCUUCCUCUUGGUGAGCGGGAGGUUCGCCCAGUCCCUCGUCAUAGCAGCCCACAUGGCCCUGCUGUACCCGGAGAACGAGGAGUACCUCACGAUCACCGCCAAAACCGGCUGGAAACACUUAAUGACAAUGUUUGAGCUCGGCCAAGAAGCUGUAGAGAGGAUAUGGUUUGAGACUGCCCAAGCAUAUCCCAGCCACCCCCCGGCCCGGGCGAGCAGCGGCUGCUGA